Molecule: messenger RNA, 465 nt
Organism: Trichomonas vaginalis G3
Lineage: Eukaryota; Parabasalia; Trichomonadida; Trichomonadidae
Product: regulation of choline O-acetyltransferase protein
Exons: 1
Coding region: 1-465 (154 amino acids)
Source: RefSeq, a predicted model, not a curated record
AUGUCUUUCCUUCUUACUUUAGUAACCUUUGGACAAUCAUAUAAGAGCAACAAUGAACAGGUAAUGAAGAAUAUCCAACUCCAUCACGUGAGCACUCAAAAUUAUAACCAAUGGAUACCUCUAGAAAUAGAUUCCGAUUUCAAUUAUGCUGCUUACUUAGACGAUGGAAUGACUUGCAAAUCUCCUGGUCAAAAGAUUACAUUUAGAGGCGAAGAGUAUAUAUGCAAUCAAAAUCAAGUUUUAUCAAAUAUGCAAGUAGUUUCAUUGCGAUCUGCAAUGUACAAUAUCAAUACAGAAUUAAAGAAAUUCAUUCUAAUUAAAAAAAUCGCCUCAUUAGAAUACAGAAAUAUUAAUGGCAUAUUAGAAAUAGGAAAAGCUCAAAAAAUCAAUGCCAAUACAAUUCAUUUGAUUAUUGCUUCAAGGCCAUUUAAAGAUCAAGAUGAAACAGUGCAGAAUCCAUUAUAA